AUGGCUGAAUGGUUUAAACGAUGGCCUAGUGCCAUGGUCAGUAAUAUCCGUGAUGUCUUCAUUAAUAUGGUCAAUAAAUCGACAUGGAUGGAUUCGAAGUCAAAAAUUGAAACGAUUAAAAAAGUUCGAGGUAUAAAAGCAAAAGUUGGUUAUCCUGAUUAUUUCAAGAACGAUUAUAUGAUGAAACUUGAGAAAGAAUAUGCAGAAUAUAAUUUCAAUUCAUCUUUGAUGUUGAAUGCUUUGAAGUUAAUUCAACUUAAUUCGAAAAAUGCACUUCGAACACUUCGUGAUCCGGUUGAUAAAAACGAAUGGAUGAUUACUCUGCCAACAACUAUCAGUUCCACAUAUCACAUCUUGUUGAAUGACAUUAGAAUUGGUUUCGUUAUUGGACAUGAGAUUGCACAUGGUUUUGAUGAUGAUGCUCGAAAGUAUGAUAUGCAUGGGAAUGAAUUUUCGUUAUGGACUAAUAGGACCAUUGAAGCAUUUCAUAAACUCAAGCAGUGUGUUGUCGAUCAAUACAACAAUUAUACAUUGACUCAAGUCAAUCAACAGGUCGCAGGUGAACGUACAAAAGAUGAAAACCUUGCUGAUAUUGUUGGAUUGAAAAUGGCUUUCUUCGCCUAUCGGGAAUGGGCUCGAACUCAUAGAAACGUCGAUAAGAAGUUGCCAGGUCUCACAAAGUAUUCAGCUGAACAGAUGUUUUUUCUCACUUUGGGUCAUGCAUGGUGUGAGAAAAUGUCCGACGCUGCCGCAAAGUUUUAUUUGAUAGCAGAUAUACAUUCAUCUCCUCAAUUCAGAGUAAUUGGUUCCACGUCGAAUUUCGUCGAAUUCGAUCGAGCAUUUGGUUGUAAACCUGGUCAAAGCAAUAGUCGAGUGGAUAAGUGUAAUGUGUGGUAG
This is a messenger RNA of Rotaria sordida, 897 nucleotides long. The record is from the annotation of a GenBank genome assembly. NCBI's taxonomy places the organism in Eukaryota, Metazoa, Rotifera, Eurotatoria, Philodinida, Philodinidae.